UUGAAGUUGUACUUUUAAAAGUGUAAAUGUUAUAUAAUUCUUAAAUUCAAGACAGUAAUGGAAAAAAUGAAGAAAAAAUUAUCAGUAAUAAUGAAAUUCACAUUUUUAUCUGAAACACCACAUAAACGGAAUCAAUAUAUUGCUGGAUUUUUGGCAACAAUGACAAUGUUUAUGGCUGGAACAUGCAUUGGUUGGACUUCACCUGUACAAAUCAAAUUACAAAACAAUGAAACACCAUUUGAAUGUACAGAAAGCGGUUGGGCAUGGGCUGUUUCGUUUUUAACAUUAGCUGGUGUUCCUUGGUCUGUAUUUGCUGGCAUAGUUACUAAUAAAAUUGGUCGUCGUCUAACGUUGCUAUUAGCUGCACCUAUUUUUUUAAUUGGAUGGAUAAUAACAUAUUUUUCAUACAGUUGUUAUACCUUAUUAGCAGCUAGAUUGAUUUCCGGUGGUGGUAGUGCUAUUGGUGCUGCUGUGAGUUCUUUAUACAUUGGUGAAAUAUGUGAACCUGAUAUUCGUGGUCGAAUUGGAGCUCUAGUAACGUUCAUGAAUAAUUCUGGUGUACUUUUUUCUUUGUGUGUUGGUCCUUUUGUAUCUUACAAGACAUUCAUAAUAAUUUUAUCAACCAUUCCGUUCAUAUUUUUGGUCACAUUUUAUUGGAUGCCCGAAACACCAUAUUAUAGAUUAAAACAACGAAGAAGAGAUGAAGCUAUGAAAUGUUUAUUAAAAUUGCGUGGUUUGACUAACGAACAACAACUAACAACUGAAUUAGAAAUUAUGAAACGUGGUGUUGAUUCUGAAAUGGAAAAUAAAACAUCAGUGAUGGAAUUAUUCAAACAACCAGUGAGCCGAAAAGCCUUGAUCAUUGUGCUAGCUGUUCCUAUAGCAACGCCACCUCCCGCAAUAAAUCUAGCAGCAAAUAAAGUAUAA
Molecule: messenger RNA, 927 nt
Organism: Chrysoperla carnea
Lineage: Eukaryota; Metazoa; Arthropoda; Insecta; Neuroptera; Chrysopidae
Product: facilitated trehalose transporter Tret1-like
Exons: 4
Coding region: 58-927 (289 amino acids)
Biological process (GO): transmembrane transport
Cellular component (GO): membrane
Molecular function (GO): transmembrane transporter activity
Source: RefSeq, a predicted model, not a curated record